AUGAACAUUAAUGAGAAAUUGCAACUUGAAGAUGGAGUGCAAAUGGCUGAUGCUAAAAGUUUCAGAAGUUUAGUCGGAGGCUUGAUUUAUCUAACUCACACUCGGCCCGAUAUUGCAUUUUCUAUUGGUAUGAUUUCCAGGUUUAUGCAACAUCCUUCAAAGCAACAUUUUGGAGCAGCAAAGCGGGUCUUGCGUUACAUUGCAGGAACUAUGGAUUAUGGAAUCUGGUAUUCAAAAGUUUCCAAUUUCAGAUUAUGUGGGUUCACUGACAACGAUUGGGCAAGUUCGUUAGAUGAUAGGCGGAGUAUUUUAGCAAAUGUUUUCAGUCUUGGAUCAGGAGUGAUCACUUGGAGCUCAAAGAAGCAAGCCACAACAGCAUUGUCUUCUUCAGAAGCAGAAUACGUUGCAGCAACCUCAGCAGCUUGUCAAGCUAUUUGGUUAAGGAGAAUAUUAGCAGAACUUCAUCAAAAGCAAGAAGGAGCAACAACAAUAUUCCGUGACAACAAAGCAACAAUCUCCAUGACAAAAAAUCCAAUUUUUCAUGGCAGAACAAAGCAUAUUGAUAUUCGUUUCCAUUUCAUCUGA
Messenger RNA from Pistacia vera, 585 nucleotides. RefSeq names its product secreted RxLR effector protein 161-like. The record is from RefSeq and is a predicted model, not a curated record. The transcript has a single exon. The coding region runs from base 1 to 585 and encodes 194 amino acids. NCBI's taxonomy places the organism in Eukaryota, Viridiplantae, Streptophyta, Magnoliopsida, Sapindales, Anacardiaceae.